UUGUCAUCAGUAGCAUUCACAGCGGCGCGCGAUUCGCACGCUGCGCAUGAGCACGCGUAUACGUACGGUAGUGAAAGUCGCGCGCGCAGGUUCCGCUACGAUUUCGUACGCCGACAUCUUCGUCUAGUUAUUCUGUUUGUUCGUUGCGCCAGUGCAACGGGGAAAGGAGUGUUAUUGAUUUCGGAGUAAUAAGGUUAUUGUAAUUAAUUAUACAGGAGUUACGACGACGACUGAACUAGUUGAAUAUUGAUUGGUCUUUAAAGUUUUCGAAGAAAUGUGUCCGACAAUGAAGGAGCCGUAAUUGUGAUGUUACCUCCGUAAAGCGAACAAAGUGUGACAGUUUACGAGUACUAGUGAUUAACAAAAUGAGUGUUGAACCGACGCUGACUGAGUCGCCUGUGCCGCUGGCACUGACGCGGCUGCAGACGCGGCCUGGCCGGCUGCCCCGCGGGCUGCGCACGCAUCGCCCGAGUCUGCAACUCGCCAGCUUACAGGAAGCUGUUGAUGAGACUCCGAGACGAUACAGUGGAGAACCAUUCGCACCCGACACAGACGACGACGAGGCCUUCACUGACGAUGUCGUCACUGAAGAACCUUCUCUAUCCACAUCAAACGGACGCAGGGCGUCCGAAGCUACUUUUGCUGAACGAUACAGACAAUUGUCAGACUUUGAUGGUCCUCCCCCGGAACCUCCACGAAGAGCUUCAUUGGCUGUGCCAGUAGGUGCAGAAGGAUUUGGACCUAACGACAAAGGUCGCCGACGUUCUUGGGCAGCGAAGCUGCAGCUAGAACGCAAGAAAAGAAGGAAAUCAGGAGGCAACGACACAGAUGAAGACAGUGAUAGUCCUACUUACGUCCGUCAAAAGAGACCCUCAUGGUGGAAUGUAUUCGUGCCUGAUAACAUGCUGAAGAACAGGUCUAGGCGAGCUUCGCAGCAGCUGUCCAGGAGCGCAGAAAGCAUCGACCAGUCUUUCAAGAGGUCGAAAAGCCGUUCGGUUGACCAUGGGUUCUCGCCGCCCUUCGACUUGGAGGCGCUACGCUCGAAGGUCGAAGGCAGAUUUGACGCCGUGCACAAAGAUGAAGACGAGCACGCCAAGAGACUGCCACCACCACCACCGAUCAAAACGAUGACUUACACGGUACGCGACCGUGACACCCUGACAUCGCUAGCGGCGAGGUUCGACACCACCCCCUCGGAGCUGACCAAGCUGAACAGGCUCGCAACGCAGUUCAUCUUCCCGGGACAGACCCUUCUCGUGCCCGACAAACGGAAAGAUGGCGAUAAAGACUCUGAUGGGCCGUCAGAGAGCGGUGAUAACACAUCUGAGUCAACACAGGGGCCACCGAGCGAGCCCGCACAAGAAAAAGAGAUACUGGACAGCUUGCGGCCAGGGUCCCCCGAGGCACCCACGAGCAGCUGCGCGCCCCAGCGGUUCCUCAAGAUCAACGUGAGACACAUCACCGAUGGACAGGGCGUGGUGUCCGGAGUUCUGCUGGUGACGCCUAACGCGGUGAUGUUCGACCCGAACGUGUCGGACACGCUAGUGAUGGAGCACGGGCCCGAGUCGUACGGCGUCAUCGCGCCCAUGGAGUACGUCGUCAACGCCGCCAUCUUCUACGACAUCGCGCACAUGCGCACUCACGGACCUGACCAUAACACGCACAAGGCCGAGCAGGCUGAGAUCUACUACAUGAAUAAGACAGAACUGUCACCAGGAAAGGAUUCACUUCUAGUCAAAGAUGAAACAUUCCCGGAGCUGCAGGCGGCGACGGGUGAGAGCGCGGACGGCGAGUCCGCCGCGGACCCGCGCCCCGGGGACGAGGCCGAGGACCGCGGCGGCGCCGCCUUCCCCAAGGCAUUCGACAGGGAACUCGUCACGCCUACUGCGCUGCAGCAACAGUCGACUGAGGAUAGGCGAAAAUCCUUACUGGACCAGCAUUGGGCCAUUCCGAGCAAAGACAGGAUGUCCAUCGAUCAAGGAAGUGAGAUAUCAUCAACGGCGGACGCUGGCAAGGAGGAGAGCACGGGUCCCGAGCCGGAGGCGGGCGACAGUAUCGCGGCGGCCGACGGGUCCGAGGCGGGCGACGCGCCCGAACAGGACGCCCAGCAUCUGGUGAAGCUGUCCUACCACGACUCCGGCAUCGACAUCCGAGACCCACUGCUGCAUGUCACACCCGCCAAUUCUAAGAAAGGUUCCCUCAUAGAUUGCGAUGAUUAUUAUCAUGAGAUAGAUACCAUAUACGAGUCGAAGGAACUGGAGAUCGAUAGGGACUGGCACCGGGACGCUGCGCAUGCGCUGCAGUGUUUCAUAGUACUACAUAAGAACGCAGACGCUCGCUCUGAUUCCGUGUACUCAUCGUGCGAUGAGGUGUACAGCGACGCGGACAUAGUGCUGUCUGCGGAGUGGGUGCCGCCGGUGUGCCUGGCGCGCGGCGAGCCCCCGCUGUCGGCGCCGCCGCACAGCGACGCCGAGCGCGCGCGCAAGACGCAGGCCGUCUCCUUCUCGCUCGACAACGCCGCCAGCAAGGACGAUGCUAAACCCGAUAAGAAGAAUAAGAUGCUGAAGCGUCUCUCGUACCCACUGUCCUGGGUGGAAGGUCUGACGGGCGAGGGCGGCGCGCAGGGCUCACAGAGCGACUCGCUGCCCACCUCCGCCGACAGCCACAACUCUACCAGCGUCUUCUCUAAAGUAUUCAACAGCUCACCAAUGAAUCUCGUGGAGUUCGGUACUGGUUUGUUCCUGAGUAAAACCCCGUCUGAAGAGGCGCCCCAGGACGUGUUUUCUACUUCGGGACGCAGUUCCCUGGGCGGGUUCGGUCGCUCGCACACGAAGUCUACGAGCAGCGCCGGCAGCGCGCCGCCGCCACGUCUCGACUACCGCAGCAUGGUCUCCGUCGAUGACAUGCCUGAUCUGUUCGCAUCUUUUGAUAAGCUAAUUCCCCGACCGGCGCGACCAAGUGACGACCCGCCGCUAUACCUGCGCCUGCGCAUGGGCAAGCCCAUCGGCCGCCCACUCCCGCGCACCACCCCACUCAUGUCUUACGGACGCAAGCGCAUGAAGCCCGAAUACUGGUUUGGAGUACCCAGGAACAGGGUGGAUGACCUAUUCAAGUUCCUAACCCACUGGGUGCCAGACCGAUACGGCCCUCUCGGUGACGUCAGCGCUCAGGGCUACGAGCUCAUUGACAGCGACACCGAAUGGGAUGACGAUGAGGCCAAACCUGGACAUAAAGACGAGCGGACUGGCAGCACGGGCGACGUGUCGGACCUGACGCGCGAGUCCUGGGAGCUGCUGAAGGCGCCCUACGUGAAAAUAUAUUCGAUAAUGAAGAGCCAGGCAGAGGCGCUGGGCGACUCGCUCGGCGAGGAGCCGCGCCAGGAGGUGCUGUCGAUGAGCGAUGAGCUUCGUCGCGCGCUGUACUCGUCGGGCGCCUCCAUCGACAUGGAGUUCUCCCCGCCCGACCUCAUCGGCACCUCGGAGAUCUUCACUAUGGAACACAGAGAGAAGCUGUGCUCGGUGCUGCCGGCGCGCGCGCAGGGCUACAUGUGGCAGCUGGCGUUCAGCACGAGCCAGCACGGGUUCUCGCUGGCCUCCAUGUACCGCAAGAUGCAGCGCGUCGACAGCCCCGUCCUGCUCGUCAUACAGGACACAGACAACAACGUGUUCGGUGCUCUGACAUCGUGCGCGUUGCACCCAUCGGAGCAUUUCUACGGCACGGGCGAGUCGUUGCUGUUCGCGUUCCAGUGCAGCGGCGAGGAGGCGCGCCGUCAGUCGCAGGCAGCCAUCGAGGCCGCCAAGGACAAGGACAACAAAGACGACGCCACCAAGGAUGAAAAAGAAGAUCACCCACCACCUUUGAAAACCAAGUUCAAGUACUGGGGCUGGACCGGAGACAACAUGUACUUCAUACGCGGCAGCAACGAUAACAUAUCUAUUGGAGCUGGAGAUGGCAAGUUCGGUCUUUGGCUGGACGGCGACCUGUACCUGGGGCGCACGCAGCGCUGCAAGACGUACGGCAACGAGCCGCUGAGCACGCGCGAGGACUUCAUCGUGAAGAUCAUGGAGUGCUGGACCUUCAUCUGAGCGGCGCGGCGCCACAGCCCCUCGCCGGACUCGCCGCACGCGCCGGACGCUAUGCGCUCCACGUUUCUAUUUUCAAAUCAAAAAUAAGCUUUAGAUUAUCUUAUGAAAUUUGCUACGAAGAUUUGACACUUUUACAAGUCAGUCUUUUCGACUUUAGUACCGAUGAGUCUGAAAACGAUUUUGUACUCGCAUUGUGACUCGAAACGUAGCGGCGCGGAUCACCAUCGAUCGGCCGAUAUGAAGACAAUAUUAUAAACGUCUACGCGCAUUUCUAGUCAAAUGUACUGAAACCUGACCAAUGUUUUCAUCCUCUCCGAAUUUAGAGGCGUGUUCGGAUACGAGUGCCGCCGCUCGGGCGCGGGCCGCUGUCGCCCGCGACUCUGCUGAGCAAGUGCAUUAAUCCUAGUCAAUUGUCAUUUGUAUGUAAGUGGGAGCUCUCCGCUGCCGGGGGCUCCGGACGGCGAUAUCUGUUGCGGCAACUCGGGCGCCGGUCGGCCGCAGGCCACCGCCGUACGCCCGGACGGUCCGAUAAUUAUUACGUGUCAAUUCAUACAAUUAAUAUUGUGCAUUGUUGUUAAGGAAAUUAAAAGCAUAUUUGUAACUAUAAAAAUCUGUAUGUUAUGUAGAACUUUAUAUAUUAACGAAUCAAUCAUUACCUACAUGUUUAGAGGCCGACUUAUUGGCGUGUCCAGUACCGAGGCACUGUGACACAUUUCAUUUCAUAAGUGAUUCUGGUUCAUUCAUGACUUAUCGUUGGAGGCAGCUCGAUCGUGUUCGGCAGGGCACGCAGUAGUAGUAUGUGACCCUUGCCCAAGCAACGAGAGCGUCGAGCCUCGACCUCAUGUGUAGCCCGCGCAAGGGUCGGUGACACUGUCAGUAUAAAUAUUUUAUUUAUUUACUAUUUGUGUAGGUUUUGUAUGUUAUGUUGUCGUGUCUGAUUGUAUUGAGUCAUAAUAUUAAGUUAGUGAGCAUAAUUAUGUUACACUUGUACUGUGAUUUGAUUAUUAUGGUUGCAUUUUUAACUUAUUGGAGCGUUGUCACUGAUUACUUACAUUAACAUUAUUCAUAUAACCAUACUGGUCGAGACUUAGUGAAUAUCUAACAUAUCUUCAUCCUUGUCACACAUUUAUAUGGAUGUUUACGAUAGACACAAUACGAACACGCAAAUAAAAAUAGUCCUCAAUAAACCAUAGAUUAUUUUUGUGAUGUGACGCUUCAGUACAGAGAUGAGUAGCCAAUAUAUGAAUAUUAUUAAUUAAAUAGAAAAAAAAAUCUUAAAUAGAUAUCUUAGAAUGCUUGAUGAAUGUAAUCGUCAUUGUGCUUAGUAAUCGUUAGCAUGAUGUUACUCAGAUCUAUCUGGUCGUAUAACAUUAUUUAUUUGUCCUAUGUGUAAGCACGCGCUAGAGCCGUCGCGCCGCGCUGCGCAGGCGCAUCGCCCGCGCAUCUAUCUACUGCUAUGGCCAGUAUAAUGGCGCCGUCUUUUGGUUUUGUUUCAUAUGUCUACUGUAUAUACAAGAUAUUCCUAUGUGAGAUUAGAAAGAGAUAUAUAUUUUUGUGGAGACCACGCGAAGUAUUAACUUUUGUGUAUAUCGGAUGGUAGAAAGUACAAGUACCACAAAGUGUGUCCCAACUGUUAAUGAAGUGUAGAAUAUUACGCGUGCGUCUUAUUCAGGCAGAAUAUUUUCACGUUGUUAUUGUUUGUAUACAUCAAGAAUGUAAUAGAUGAACUUAGGUUUUAAAAAUUAUAUCGGCAUAAUUAUUGUUAUAAAUUUAUAAUCAUUAGACUUGUUGAGUAGCAGUGAGAAUUUAAAAUAUAUUUAUUUAUUCUGUUAUGGUUUCCAUCGUACGGUUGCUGUAGCUGCAUUACUUUAUCGGUGAUGAUUUAUUAUGUAAUUCUAAGUUGUUAAAAUGUAAAUCAAGCCAUAAUAAUUGAGAAUAUAUUCUUUUGAGAAAGAAA
Molecule: messenger RNA, 6042 nt
Organism: Spodoptera frugiperda (fall armyworm)
Lineage: Eukaryota; Metazoa; Arthropoda; Insecta; Lepidoptera; Noctuidae
Gene: mtd
Product: TLD domain-containing protein 2
Exons: 27
Coding region: 366-4085 (1239 amino acids)
Biological process (GO): response to oxidative stress
Cellular component (GO): nucleus
Source: RefSeq, a predicted model, not a curated record